AUGAUUAAGGAUUAAAAUAAGGUUUAUGGAAAGAAUUAAUAAGAAUAAUUGGAAGUCUAUUAAAUUAAUUUAUUAAAUAGUGAAGUCUAGGUGUAGGAUGUUGGAAAAUAUAACAAUAAUUUGAGGAAAGGAACAUGGAAAUACAUUUUUCAGAAUUAGGAGAUGUAUUGAAAAAUUUUAAGUAUUUAAAGGAGGGGGAAAAUACAAUUAGCAAGGAUAAAGAAAUGACAAAUGGAUAGAGUUUGAAAGAUAAAUUUUCUUAUUAUUCAUAAAUUCCACAUAAUGGUUUAUAUUAAGAUGGUAAGAAAGGUAAUUAAUGGGAUAUUUACUAUAUAUAGAAAAGAUGAGGAUCAACCAUUUAAACUGAUGUACUCAUAUUAUGUAUAAAUUAUUUAGAGGGGGCAGAUUAUAUGAUGAAGCAGGUUCCAUGAAGAUUGGAAAAUGGAACGAAAUAAGUUUAGGAUAUGAUAAUAUGUCUUAAGUGAUGUAUUAAGGUGAAUAUUCUAAUGGUAAGAUGGUUGCAAUGGGAUAUUUUAUUUCGAAAAAAUUAGCAGAUAGCAUAUAAACAAUUGUAUUUCUUUCAAUUAAAUUGUUUAGAGGAUGUGGAUUAUAUGAUGAACAAGGUUCUAACAAAAUUGGAUAUUGGCCUGAAUUGAGCGACGAAUUUAAUUAUGAGUCUUAAAUAGUUUUUUAUGAUGAAUAUUAAAACGGGAAAAAUGUUAGUAAAUGGAUUACUAGAGAAGAAGGAGAUUAUUUGUAACAUUAUCUUAUUAAUAAAAAUAUUAUAAUGGUGGAGGGUCAUAUAAUUAAGGUGGUUUAAUUAAGGUUGGAAAGUGGAUUGAAAGAUGGAUUUGAUCGAUGGUUUCAAGCUAUUUACUAUGGCGAGUAUAAAGUUGGUAACAAAGCAGAUAUUUGGGAUAUCUUUUUGUGGAAGCCCCUAAAGCAAUCAUUUGAAUUGAUUUAAUUAUUAUCAAAAAAUAUUAUAUCGGUAGCUGAUCAUAUGAUAAAGAGUGUUUAAUUAAAAUUGGAAGCUGGAAAGAGCUAAGUGAAAGAUUCAGGGAUAAUUCUUAAGUCACGUAUAAUGGUUAUUAUAACAGUGGUAAAAAAUUUGGAAGAUGGGACAUCAUGUAUGAGGAAAUCUAUUAGUAAAUAGUACUAAUUAGCCUAAUUUUUAGUGGUGGAGGAUAAUAUGAUGAAGAUUCAUUAAAGAUUGGAAUAUGGAUUGAAUUAAGUGAAGGCUUUUCAAAUUAUUCAUAAAUCUCUUAUAAUGGUAAGUAUUAAAAAGGGAAAAGGUUGGUAAAAUGGGAUAUAUCUAAUGAUGAAGUAGGCACAACAAAUAUUGGUAGGUGGAUUGAGGAGUGCGAUAGUUUUAAUGAAUAUACUUAAGUUACUUAUAAUGGUGAAUAUAAAAAUUGCAGAAAGGUUAGCAGAUGGGAUAUUUUGUACAGAAAGCAAUUUGUUAGAAAAAAAAUACCAGUGGUAGUGGAUUAUAUAAUCAGGAAGAUUCACUUAAGACAAGUCUGUGGAUUGAA
Messenger RNA from Paramecium pentaurelia, 1532 nucleotides. The record is from the annotation of a GenBank genome assembly. Lineage: Eukaryota; Ciliophora; Oligohymenophorea; Peniculida; Parameciidae.